Molecule: messenger RNA, 2010 nt
Organism: Sinocyclocheilus rhinocerous
Lineage: Eukaryota; Metazoa; Chordata; Actinopteri; Cypriniformes; Cyprinidae
Product: ubiquitin carboxyl-terminal hydrolase 13-like
Exons: 15
Coding region: 13-2010 (665 amino acids)
Biological process (GO): protein deubiquitination
Molecular function (GO): cysteine-type deubiquitinase activity; zinc ion binding; protein binding
Source: RefSeq, a predicted model, not a curated record
CUGAACUGAAAUAUGAGGAGUUCCUCUCCUGCCUGUUUGUGUCUUCAAUAUGGUUUAUGUACUAUUAGCGGCUGGAAGUGCGCCAAGUGUGAAAUGAGAGAGAACCUGUGGCUAAACCUGACGGAUGGCUCUGUCCUCUGUGGGAAGUGGUUCUUUGAUGGGAGCGGAGGGAACGGACAUGCCCUUGAGCACUACAAAGAAACCAACUUCCCCCUGGCAGUUAAACUCGACACAAUCACCCCAGAUGGAGCAGAUGUUUAUUCUUUUGAUGAAGAAGAAGCAGUGCUUGAUCCUCACAUAUCAGAACAUUUGUUACACUUUGGAAUAGAUAUGCUGCAAAUGCAAAGGACAGAGAAUGGCCAUCAUACAGACAACCUCGUCCAGCCUCGUGUGAGCGAUUGGGAAGUUAUUCAGGAGGCGGGUCUAAAGCUAAAGCCUGUCUAUGGCUCAGGAUAUACAGGCAUCAAAAACCUGGGCAACAGCUGCUACCUGAGCACCACUAUGCAUGUGCUUUUCAGUAUUCCAGAGUUCCAGAGAGCGUAUGUUGGGAACCUACAGAGAAUAUUUGACUACUCACCCCUUGAUCCAACGCAGGAUUUCAACACACAGAUGGCGAAACUCGGUCGUGGACUUCUGUCAGGCCAGUACUCAAAACCUCCAAUGAAAUCAGAACUUAUUGAACAGGUGAUGAAAGAAGAAUACAAGCAGCAGCAAAGAGGGAUUUCACCUAAGAUGUUCAAAGCGCUGGUCAGUAAAGGACACCCAGAGUUCUCCUCGAACCGGCAACAAGAUGCUCACGAAUUCUUGCUGCACUUAAUUAACCUGGUAGAGAGGAACAGUUCAGGCUCAGAGAACCCCAGCGAUGUGUUCCGCUUCUUAGUUGAGGAGCGAGUGCAGUGCUGUCAGACACAGAACGUGCGCUACUCACAGCGAGUGGACUAUCUUAUGCAGCUUCCUGUACCCUUGGAGGCUGCCAGCAACAGAGAGGAGUUAAUAGCAUAUGAAAGUAAGCGGAAGGAAGCUGAGGAGAACAUGCGGCCCCCUCCAGAGCCGGUGAGAGCCCGAAUCCCCUUCACUGCCUGUCUGCAAGCCUUCACUGAGCCUGAGAAUGUUCCAGACUUCUGGAGCUCUGCACUGCAAGCCAAGUCGGCCGGAGUGAAGACUUCUCGUUUCGCAUCUUUCCCAGAGUACAUGGUCGUGCAAAUAAAGAAGUUCACAUUUGGGCUUGAUUGGGUGCCCAAAAAGUUAGAUGUUUCUGUAGAUGUACCUGAUUUCCUGGACUUGAAUCGCCUCCGGGCCACAGGGCUACAGGCUGGAGAAGAGGAGCUGCCUGACCUUACACCUCCUAUUGUCAUUCCUGAAGACACCAGAGACAGUACAACAAACAACUCUUUGGAAUUUCCAGAAAUAGAUGAAUCAUCCGUGAUGCAGCUGGCAGAGAUGGGUUUCCCUCUGGAAGCCUGUCGGAAGGCAGUGUAUUACACUGGGAAUAUGGGGGCAGAGAUGGCCUUUAACUGGAUAAUAGCACACAUGGAAGAGCCAGAUUUUGCCGAGCCUCUGGCAGUUCCCACUUACAUGGAACCAGACCUGCCCAGCCCCAGCCUCCCUUCUACAAGUGCACUGGACAACCAGCCUCCAGAAGAGAGCAUCUCCAUCCUCACCUCCAUGGGCUUCCCCAGACAUCACACAAUCCAGGCUCUCAAAGCCACAAACAACAACUUGGAGCGUGCGCUUGACUGGAUAUUCACACACCCAGACUGUGAGGACGAGAGUGAGGCUAUGUCAGACACGGCAGACACAGAGCCGAACGAUAACAGCUUCUCAAACGCCAAUGCCCACAGCAACUCCUCUCUGUCUCCAGAUCAGGACCUGUCCAGCCCCCGUGUCAGAGACGGACCCGGGCGUUACGAAUUGUUUGCCUUCAUCAGUCACAUGGGAGCAUCCACAAUGUCUGGUCAUUAUGUGUGUCAUAUGAAAAAAGAGGGCAGGUAUGCUGAUUAUAAUGUGUGA